AAUGUAGACGGAGUGUGGCAGAAUUGAUCCAUGAGCGUAAACAGCAUUAAUUAAUUACGAAACUUAUAGGACCCACACAAUUUUGAGUGAAAUAAUUUAACUAGGGUGAGUUUUUCUUCUUUCUGGUGUACUUCCUACAGUCUUCAAACUUCUCUCUAUACAUGAGGCCCGUGGAUGAUCAGAGGUCUCGGCAUCUGGUGACGGUGUCGUUGCUGUGCAUGCUGACGUCAGCACAUUGCUUCAGUAACGGCAUGGUGUUUGCGUCGUGCAACUCCAUGUAUCCCAUACACCUGACGUUCGCUCCUCAGUGGAGCGUACCUCCCUACUCGGUGUCCGCUACGCAGAACCCGGACGGCUCCGUUGAUGUUACGGUGACAGCGGAGGUGGAGGGCGACAUGUUCCGGGGCUUCUUGCUACAGGCGCGCAACAGCAGCAACAUGAGGGCUGGGUCCUUCGUUGCCGUGCCGCCCUCUGCUCAAAUCCUGCAGUGCGGCUACAUCGGG
Messenger RNA from Hyalella azteca, 503 nucleotides. RefSeq names its product putative defense protein Hdd11. Lineage: Eukaryota; Metazoa; Arthropoda; Malacostraca; Amphipoda; Hyalellidae. The record is from RefSeq and is a predicted model, not a curated record. Gene Ontology annotation, molecular function: oxidoreductase activity, acting on metal ions.